AUGUUCGCCAAGGUAUUCGUUGUUCUGGCCGCCGUAGCCGUCGGUGUCAACUCGGUCGCGAUCGGAGUCGCUGCCCCGGCCGCACUGGUAAAGACGGAGGAGUACGAUGCUCACCCACAGUACAGCUUCAGCUACGACGUGCAGGACUCACUGACCGGCGACAACAAGCAGCAGCACGAAACCCGCGAUGGCGAUGUUGUGCAGGGUCAGUACUCGCUCGUUGAGCCUGAUGGUACUCGUCGUACCGUCGACUACACGGCCGAUCCGGUGAACGGAUUCAACGCCGUCGUCAGCAAGACUGCCGAUGCCGCCGUCGUUAAGACCGUCGCCGCUGCCCCCGUUGCCCAUCCAGUGGUGGCCUACCAUGCCCCGACCGUUGCCGUUGCCCACGCUCCGGCCGUCGCCGUUGCCCACGCACCGUUGGCUUACCAUGCGCCCGCUGCCACCACCUACGUUUCGCACGCUCCGGUCCUUUCGCACGCUCCCGUCCUUUCGCACGCUCCGGUCUACUCGCACGCCCCAGUCUACUCGCACGCGCCCGUUCUCUCGCACGCCGUCUAUCACCACUAA
Molecule: messenger RNA, 570 nt
Organism: Anopheles marshallii
Lineage: Eukaryota; Metazoa; Arthropoda; Insecta; Diptera; Culicidae
Product: larval cuticle protein A2B-like
Exons: 4
Coding region: 1-570 (189 amino acids)
Cellular component (GO): extracellular matrix
Source: RefSeq, a predicted model, not a curated record